This is a messenger RNA of Eucalyptus grandis, 1725 nucleotides long. RefSeq names its product transcription initiation factor TFIID subunit 15. Gene Ontology annotation, molecular function: RNA binding. NCBI's taxonomy places the organism in Eukaryota, Viridiplantae, Streptophyta, Magnoliopsida, Myrtales, Myrtaceae. The record is from RefSeq and is a predicted model, not a curated record.
UUUAGAACAUAAGCAGAGGGGAGAGGAGAGCUCAGAUAUCUAGAGAGAGAGAGAGAGAGAGAGAGAGAGAGGCUGGAGCUCCGUCGCUUAAACCUCGUACCUCGAAUCGCACUGUCCGGACCGCAUUCCGUACGCAUCUCUCCUCCCUCCUCUUCCCUUCCCUUCCCUUCCCUUCUUCCGAUUGUCUGUGGCUUCUCGGCCGUCCGGAGCUCGCCGCGAGUGGAGGUCUGGGGUCUCGCGCUGUUCAAUCUGCUUGGGAGAGAGUCCGGGGCGCGAUGACGGGUACCUAUCUAGGGAAGGGCGCUCCUUCGAACGGGACUGUCUAUGUGUGUAAUUUGCCGGAGGGAACCGAUGAGAACAUGCUGGCUGAACACUUUGGAACUAUUGGGUUGCUUAAGAAAGACAAGUGUACGGGUCGUCCAAAGAUUUGGCUCUAGGACAAAGAGACGAAUGAACCUAAGGGAGAUGCUACUGUUACAUAUGAGGAUCCUCAUGCCGCAUCCGCUGCUGUUGAGUGGUUCAACAACAAGGACUUCCAUGGAAGUAUCAUCGAAGUUCAAAUGGCAGAUACUAAAAGCAAAGAUGGCAAUGAUGCUGGUAAUUUUGUUGACACGGAGGACAUCGCCAAGGAUGCAAAUGAUGAUGUGGGAGCGGGUAGAGGUCGGGGAGAUGUUCCUGGGAAGGCAUGGAAACAAGAGGGAGAUUGGUUGUGCCCGAAUACAAGCUGUUCCAAUGUAAAUUUUGCAUUUCGUGGUGUCUGCAACCGAUGUGGAAGUGCACGGCCUGCUGGUGCCUCAGGUGGUGCUUCACGGGGUGCAGGUCGUGGAAAAGGGCGCGGUGGCAAUGAUUCCCCGGGCACUGGUCGUCCAGUUGGUGCUCCCACUGGACUUUUUGGUCCAAAUGAUUGGUCCUGUCCAAUGUGUGGCAAUAUAAACUGGGCAAAGCGUACAAAAUGCAACAUUUGUAACACCAAUAAACCUGGUCAUAAUGAGGGCGGUGUAAGAGGUGGACGUGGGGGAGGUUACAAGGAACUUGAUGAAGAGGAACUCGAGGAAACAAAGCGAAGGCGGAAGGAGGCUGAAGAGGAUGAUGGUGAGAUGUAUGAUGAGUUUGGCAAUCUCAAGAAGAAGUUUCGUGCUAAAACACAACAAGCUGAAGCUGCACGAGGGAUUCCCGGUGCUGGGCGUGCGGGAUGGGAGGUCGAAGAGCUAGGUGUGGCUGAUAGAGAUAGACGAGAAAGGAGCAGAGAUAGAGGAAGGGAAUGGGAUGAUCGGGACAGUGGCAAGAACAGAGAACGUGAUCAUCAUAGGGACAGACCGCGUAGCCGUAGCAGAGACAGGGAUCGAGGAAGAGAUAGAGACUAUGAUCCCUACGAUAGAGAGAGAGAAUAUGGGCGGGACAGGGAUCGCGACAGGGAUCGAGGCAGAUACCGCUACUGAGUGCAGAAGUGACAGUUUCCCGGCAUUUUUUUAUGCUAGAGCAUUAGUUGCUUGACUGAGUCUCAUUUCAAACUCCAGAACCUAAAUUUAGCUGGAUCGCCGUUUUUGCCUUUCCUCUUUAAUUUAAUUUCCAAAGGGUCAUUUUAUAGGAAGAUGCGACUUUUAACUCCACCACUAGGGAGGAAUUCUGUUCGCAAACUAUUCUACAAUUCGUUCUUCUCCAAUUCAGGUAUUCACUUGUUCGGUUAUGUCAUGAAACUUAGGUCGCUUGGUUUUGGACGGCAAA